Anopheles bellator is the source of this 1408-nucleotide messenger RNA. RefSeq names its product ubiquitin-related modifier 1 homolog (gene Urm1). NCBI's taxonomy places the organism in Eukaryota, Metazoa, Arthropoda, Insecta, Diptera, Culicidae. Gene Ontology annotation, cellular component: cytoplasm; nucleus. Gene Ontology annotation, biological process: protein urmylation; tRNA thio-modification. The coding region runs from base 541 to 870 and encodes 109 amino acids. The record is from RefSeq and is a predicted model, not a curated record. The transcript has 4 exons. Gene Ontology annotation, molecular function: protein tag activity.
UGCUCUGCGUUCUGCAACCGGAAAUCGGUGCAAAGUUUUAGCCCAACUUUAAGGUGUAUUUUGUGUUUUUCACGGUAUUUUCCACUUUGCAAAGCUCGAUGAGUAAGCCUGCUACGCGGAGAAUGUCACGUUACUUAGUGCGGGUAAAAUAAUGAGUCACAAAUUCGGUGUGAAGUGCUGCGCUUCGUGUUGUCUUGUUUGGCAGAUCGUGUACCGAACACUGAGUCUGUGAAUUGCGCAGAAUCGUGAAGAUCGUCGUUCGAUCGUGUGAUUUCGUGCUCGGAGUGAAAAUUCGAUCGCUAGUGACGCUGCCGGGAUCGGCAUACGUAUAAGCAUCAGCUGCUCGGUGGAAAACUGUUAGUUCUUCAUACGCACCGCACCGUAACGGUACCUCACUAAGCGCCCCGCGGUCGGAAACAUCCGGAGAGGAUUUGCCGGCAAAACUUUAAGCCCGUCGUGUUGUGUUUGAGCGCUCGCUUGCUGUGUGGGAAUUAACUUGAUCCUUGAACGAUUGCGUUAAUCAUCGGUGCCAGCCACAGAAUGGACGAUUCGAUCGAUGAGGAGGUCAUCUGCGGAGCAUCCACCGUUACCGUCGAGUUCAGUGGUGGAGCGGAAACGCUCUUCGGUGGCGUGAAAGAACACGUCGUGCCGUUGGACGGAUCGAAAAUAGUGCUGCUCGAGGAGAUGCUGCGGUGGCUGCGGGACAACCUGCUGACCGGUGAUCAGAACCUAUUCCUGCAGGACAACACCGUGCGGCCAGGCAUACUGGUGAUGAUCAACGACACCGACUGGGAUCUGAUGGGCGAAACCGAGUACAUCCUGCAGCCUGGGGAUCAUAUUCUCUUCAUUUCCACCCUCCAUGGCGGAUAGGCACCAUGGGUCUGAAUGAAAACUGUGAUAAACUACUUCUACUUCUACAUCUACUACAACAACUAUUACUCGCUACCUACAGUGUACGGGGCGCGAUCGUUAAGAUUGGUUUCUCUAGUGUUAAGAAAGGCUGCCUUCCUUAUCUGUCCCUUCCCUCGCUUGCCACAGGACUGUAUGUAUAUUAUUGUGUCAUUUCGUUGGCUUUUUGAAUGAAAUUUAUUUGCGUAAGCGAUCGCGAGCACGCCAGAGGACGGACUACGAUCGUGUGCGGCUGGUGAUAACAAAACCCGCCAAGUGGCCCGACCGACCGAGUUCGUGCUGAAAAUGUGAAAGGGAAAGUGUUUUCGGGUGCUGCGGAUCGCGUGGAUCAAUCAGAGAUCAGAGGAUGGUGCGUAAGGUGCGAGGCGAAAGAACUCUUUUACUCGUUUGAUAUUUAAAGCUAAACAGCCGUCGCUUAAUUCCUCUGCCGCAGCUGCGACUACGUGUCUUUAUUUCGAUCGCUGUUUAUCCUUAAGAGAGGGCCCAAGUAAAGAGUUAC